Thelazia callipaeda (thelaziosis nematode) is the source of this 219-nucleotide messenger RNA. The record is from the annotation of a GenBank genome assembly. Lineage: Eukaryota; Metazoa; Nematoda; Chromadorea; Rhabditida; Thelaziidae.
AUGAAAAAAAUUUCGAAAAUGGUUGCUAUGAAAGUUUGUCAUAAAAAUAUGCAAAUAUUUUUAGUCGGAAUGCCGUUGAUGGGUGGCAUAUAUGGCAAGCGGGCAUUUAUAGCCUUUCGCGGGGGAUUUUACGGAAAACGUCGAAUUCCCCCUCCAUCUGGUGGAUUUUAUGGAAAACGAUCAGUACCAUCAGAAAUUAUACCAAACAACGGUUAUUAA